AUGGUUCAACUCGCUGUGGCUUACUGCCUAACAAUAAUUAUGCUAAUGUUUGCGUGUACAAACGCGCAGACGACGACGACCAGUUGUUCUUGUGGUACGCCGAUAGCAGAAUGUGAAGCUCUCAAAAUAACCAUUGCUGCUCUACGUCUUGCUACACAAGCGUUGAAGACGAGCGUAGAAGAAGCUAACAAGAUCAUCAUUGAAGCUACUAAAGAUGAUCCUGAAGCAGCCGCCGCUGCUCAACAGGCCGCAGAAACAACGAUUCAAGUAGCAAAAGCUGCCACGUACGCACGACGUGUUGCGGCCAAUUCCGCUAAAGUUGCUUGCAAAGCAGCCACAUGUUGUGAUUCUUGUUGUGAUUCAUCGAACGAGAAUCUCGAUGAUAUUUAUAAUCCCGAUGCUCCUCUCUUCACCACUGUUUCACCGGGCGGGGGCGGUGCUGCUACUACUGCUUCAACGACGUACAUCAGAGCUACUCCAACAGGAUGUCAGGGCAAAUAG
This is a messenger RNA of Adineta ricciae, 501 nucleotides long. The record is from the annotation of a GenBank genome assembly. NCBI's taxonomy places the organism in Eukaryota, Metazoa, Rotifera, Eurotatoria, Adinetida, Adinetidae.